Molecule: messenger RNA, 571 nt
Organism: Drosophila mojavensis
Lineage: Eukaryota; Metazoa; Arthropoda; Insecta; Diptera; Drosophilidae
Product: protease inhibitor carrapatin
Exons: 2
Coding region: 38-379 (113 amino acids)
Molecular function (GO): serine-type endopeptidase inhibitor activity
Source: RefSeq, a predicted model, not a curated record
AGUUCAGUUUAUUCUCUGCAUUGAGCUGCCCCACAAAAUGAGGUGCCUGACUGCCUUGGCUUUGAUUUUGCUACUGGCCGACUUGGUUUUGGGCCAGGACUACGAUGAUGUUCAAAAUAAUAACUAUAAGUUUAAAGCACGAAAGAGGCAUUUUGAAAAAAUCAAUAAAGCCAUUUGCUACUCGAAGCCAGACUAUGGCAAAUGCAAAGGAAAUCGACAGCUCUGGUUCUUCAAUAAGUACAAGAUCAAGUGCGAGAAGUUCACAUACUCGAAUUGCGGCGGAAAUGAAAAUCGUUUCUAUACCAAAGAUGAAUGCGAUAUAUUUUGUACUGAAAAGUCCAUGGAGUGGCUCAGAAAGGAUACCGCCCAUGUGGCUUGAUUUCCAUUCCUCUAUUGCAAUUAAUUUACGCUUCUCAUAUUCACACAUAGCUAAUACCACACUUUACUAUCUGUCAGAAAUUUCCCGAAGUUCAUCUGUAAUGAAAGAUUUUUUAAAGGGAAAAAGUUCAGACAGUUAAAUCCGACGAAAAUUCCUGGCUGGAACAGCAAAAUAAAGCCGAUCCAAAAGUAA